GCGCACUUGUUUGAAUACGGAAGAGCUGUGCGAUACGUUUUGGUGGAAUGAAUACAAAGCUGUAAACAUAUCUUAUUUUAAACUAUCUUGACAUAUGGUUCAGCAAUAUUAGCUGUUAAUGUUUGCUUUGUUUCUUUAAAUCGGUGGAUUUUUAAAUGGAGUUUGGUGGCGGAUGUAGCACGAAAGGCCAAACGAGCCGUUAGCCAUCUCGAGGAGCACUUCACUUGCUCUCAUAAGAAGUGAGGUGAAACCAUGGAUCAGCAAGAGCAGGUUGAAUGGGACGACGUGAAUAAACUCCUGCAGCAUCAUGGGUUCAAACCGGUUUAUUUUGCAGAUCCAGUGGAGAAUAAGAGCCUCAAUGAUUUGGUCCUUCUGGACAAAAAGUCAGCCGUCGAGAUCAGACAGACUCUGAGGACGAUGCUGACGGACUCAGAGAGAAGACAGACCCUCAUCCAGGAGCUCAUCAAGACCAACAACCUGCUCAAAGAGGACGUCCAGCAGCACAUGGGCCGGGCAGCUCAGCAGUCUCAGAGGGUCUCUGAGCUGGAGGGGCUCCUGGAUGUGGUGAAGACCCGAGUCCAGGACCUGGAGGAUCGCUGCAUAGGGAAGGCCGCCCAACAGCAGAGCCACACCAAGCAGCUGCAGCACGAGAGGCUGGAGGCACAGCUGCUGUGUCACUCAUUGGAGCAGAAGUUGAACAAACAAAAAGAGGAGAUGGCUCAGCUUCAGAAGAGACUUUACUUCACCAUCAAAGAAGAAGAGCGGCGAUUGGCUCGACAGAAACAAACCUUUGAGCUCGUCUGCAACAAAAUCAGCCAGCAGGAGUCUCCAACGGAGCAGCAAGUUUUGGACGUGAUCGACUUCUAUGAAACUAAAAUGAGCCGCCUGCUGGAUGAGCUAAGAUCUGCCAAAGGAGAACCAGAAGUCUCUGAGGGGAUUCAAGAUCCACAAACCAAGAAAACAUCAAGCCAUGUUACUAAAUCUUUCAAAACUAUUCUAAAGGCGUAUCAGGAUCAGCAGAGAGGAAGUAAAACUCAAAUCAACGAACUGAAGAAGGAGGUGGAGAGGCUAAAACACGAGCUGGAGACAAGACCUACGCUCAAAGACGUAAAGUUCUACAAACACAAACUGCGUCGGCUAGAGAUUUUGCACAAAAACAAUCUAACCAGGUUCCCUAAAGACGACGGUAGGCUUGAAACCAGCGAGAACAUCAGUGAGCUGUGCUCCAAAUACCAAAAGAUAUUGAAUGACAUCAGCGCUGUCGUGACCAAUCCCAGAGCUCCGCUGCGGCUGCUCAGACAGAAAGCGCCCUCUGCAGGUUUGGAGCCAGCUGAGUUUCAGACUCUAGUCCCCACGCUGGAGGUGUGGGCUCAACAGCUCCACCUACUGAAGGAUCUUCAGCAGAGCUUGAAUCAGCUCACUCGGACGCUGACGCCCUGGCAGACGCCUGAUAGCGCCUGUAACGCCACAGAGACGUUGAAGGUGGAGGACAUGAUGCUGCAGGUGGACACCAUGCUGGAGAACACGCCCACCGUUGAUGAGAAGGUCCUCAGGAGUCCGACGCGGUUCACUCUGGGCUCCAUGGUGUCUCACUUCCAGAAGCUGUUUGACGUGAAGUCCCUCAGUGGCGUGUACCCCCGUAUGAAUGAGCUCUACACCCGGCUGGGGGAGAUGACCAAUGCCAUGAGGAACCUCAGAGACGUUCUGGAUUUAGACAGCAGAGCUCCUCCUGCUCAGAUAGUGAACCACGUCUCCAGACUGGUCUCCUCUUCUGAAAACAUGACUGGGCUCAACAACCUGCUGGGAGACGACGACAUCGACAGCAUCAUCGUCAAAGUGAAGCAACAUGAUGAGUUCUUCCCGGCUUUCCACACCCUCAUCAUGGAUAUUUUAGACACACUAGGUGUGAGCCACCUGGAUGACAUCCUUCCUGCUGUGAAGUCUUUGAAACAAACGGCUGAAUGAGCCAAACACUGCUAGUUCUCACUGUUAUUGAUUGUAAAGCAUGGUGUUUGAUUUUGAUAAACACUUAACAUUUAGAAAUAAAUUUAAGAAUAUUGCCGUUGUGGUAAUUUUGACCUCUCCUGCAAGUCAGUGCUGCCUAAAGUAAUAAUAUACUAAUAUUUUCUCUAUAGUUGUAAAAAAAAGAGGUUCUAAAUGCCAUGACAUGACUCAUGAUCUUCAACUGCAGUGACACUGAGUCAUUCAUCUGACUCACCUGUUGCACAACGCAGCAACCAUCUGA
Messenger RNA from Cheilinus undulatus (humphead wrasse), 2245 nucleotides. RefSeq names its product centrosomal protein 70 (gene cep70). NCBI's taxonomy places the organism in Eukaryota, Metazoa, Chordata, Actinopteri, Labriformes, Labridae. Gene Ontology annotation, cellular component: centrosome. Gene Ontology annotation, molecular function: gamma-tubulin binding. The transcript is spliced from 18 exons. The coding region runs from base 253 to 1965 and encodes 570 amino acids. Gene Ontology annotation, biological process: regulation of microtubule cytoskeleton organization; cilium assembly. The record is from RefSeq and is a predicted model, not a curated record.